UUUAUAUGGUACUAAAAUAAUCGCCCUUCGAUCAAAAUGUUUUAGCAAUUACGGUAGUGAACUCAAAUCCAAAUACUUUUCUAUUUACUUUUCAAAAUUUUAGUCUUUUUGUUAUCGAAAUCCAUUGAAGAUUUUAGUGACCAAACUGAUAACUGAAAUCAUUGAAAUUCAAUGAGUUCGGCUAUGGCCGAAAUAUUUCUAAAACCCGAGAUUUUAAACUAUAUUAUACCUCAAAAUAAUAUGUUCUUGUUGCCACGAGAUACAAGGGCCUCUACGAGUCAUUCGAUUGGAAAUUUUUGGAAUAUGUAGUCUUCAUUAGUCUGAUUGAGCAACGUUAAAUUCAACAUGUGUCAGCUGCACAUGGUAGAAAAAGACGUGAUUUGGAACACUUUUUUUAUAGGUGAAAUGAAUAAAAGAUAUAUGAGAAAGAAAAAUGAGGAUCGCAUUUUGGAGUUCGAGCUCAUGUACACCCGAUGUGAACACUAGAUUUGAAUAAAAAAAAGGAAGAAAUAAUGCUAAAAACAUUAGCACCAAAGAUGCUCAAUUUUUGUAAGUGCUUCCAAUUUUUUUUGUAGAGAUAUGACAUCAAGGGAGCUCUAGACAAAGGAAAAAAAAGACGUUUUGAAUCACUGAUUUUGCUUUUAUAGAGCACCACAUAAGUCAUAUUGGCACGAAAAAUUGUGUACAACUAGAAAACUUGAUCAUCUUUGAUGUAAAAAAAUAGAAUUAAUUGUGAAUCCAGGAGUAGAUGAGCUCGGGCUUCAGUUGCUGAGGUUUUUAGGGAACACCGAUGGAAAAACCAGAGAUGAAAUGAAAAAAAAAAUCAAAAUGGAAAGAGGACAAAAAAAUGAAGCAGUUGAUGCGGUUGGGGAAGCAUGAUGAACGGACGGGAAGAGAAGAUAAGAGUUUUUUUUUCACCCCGAAAAAAGAUAAGAGUUUUUUUUUGGAGGUAGAGAAGAUAAUAGCUACAGUCGGACGUGACAACUGACGACAUGACCGCGUCAGCCGAUCAGCACGCACCUCUCUCUAUAGAUCGAUCGAUCUGUACGAGAACGUGUCAAUGGGCAGAAGCAAGGGCGCCGCCGCCAGGCGAAGGAAGGCCGCCGUGGCCAGGGAAGCGAUCGCCGGCCCGAGACUAUGCCCCAGCCUCCCGCCGGAGCUGCUGGCCAACAUCCACGACCGCUUGGGGUUCCUCGACCGCAUCGCCUUCGCCGCGGUCUUCGCCUCCUCCUCCGACGUAUUCAGCCCAUCGGCGCCGUGGCUCCUCCUCCCCGGCAAGAACGACGAGAACGCAAAGACCGCCAGGCUACUCUCCGUCGCCGACCGGCGCGCGGCCACGGUGCAUGCCCCGUACCCCGCGCUGCGCGACCACCUCGUCAUCGGCUCCUCCCGCGGGUGGCUCGCCACCGCCGACGGCCGGGGCCAGAUCUACCUCGUCAACCCCGCCUCCGGCGAGCAGCACGCGCUCCCGCACGUCACCACCAUGCGCGUCUUCCUCCGCACGCCCUGCCAGUGGUUCACCGUGUGCUUGAAGCGCUUCAUGACCGUCCGGUUCGGCGGCGGGCCGCCGUUCAAGCAUAAUCUUUGGGGGGCUGAGGGGCACGGCGCGCGCACCGUCACCGCCGACCACAUGGGCAUCUGGUUCUACCGGAAGGUCGUCCUCUCGGUCUCCCCGAGCCGCCACGGCAGCUAUGGCACCGCCAUGCUGAUCCUGCACCGCGAUUUCGGCGCCCCGGCCUUCGCCACGGCUGAGGACGCCGCAUGGAAGCUGGCGCCGUCGCGCGACGGCGUCGAGGACGCCAUUUAUCAUGAUGGGCAGUUCUACUCUGUCUCCUAUACUGGUGUCGUGGAGGCGUGGCAACGUGACACGGAGUCCGGCACGUUCACGAGCACGGCUGUCACCCCAAAGCUGAUUGUUAAACAAGGCGGCUGGCCGUGCCACCGCAAGUACCUGGCGGCGGGGCCGGGUGGGCGGCUGAUGGUGGUGCUCAAGUACGCCCAAGUGACAAAGGACCUGCACAGCAGGGACGGGUGGACGUGCACCUUCAAGGUCCAUGUCCUCGGCGAUGACGGGCAGUGGAAGGAGACGAUGGACAUCGGCGACGUCGCUUUGUUCGUCGGGGUGAACACCUCGUUGUGCGUGCCGACGAUGGGGUGCCCGGGGAUCAUGGCCGGCUGCAUCUACUUCACCAACGAUGAACUAGGGGUUGCGAAGCUGCGCAGGACCAAGGACCUAUCGUCGCGGUCCUACAAAAGUUGCGAUGAUGAGCCCGUCAACUCCGACAUUCGUGCCCUUGGGGUGUACAGCCUCAAGGAUGGCAUGGUGAAGAAGAUGGAGGCGCUACAGCAGCAGUACCGCAUAUUCUCGGCGCCACCGGUGUGGAUCACGCCUUCUGUCCCAUGACUGCAAAGCCGAUCCGCAAGUGUUCUCAAAGGGAGACGCCAGGCAUCGGUUGGGCAAGGGAGCGGCCGAUAGGAGCCUCCCAUUCCAUCCGAUCACGCUUGAUCUUAGAUUCUGGUCUGUCCAAUUGUCGCAACCAGAAAUCCGCAUGUGCAAUAGAUUUUUCCUACAUAUGCAACAUCCUCACAAUUUUCUCUCAUGGUAUGUCAAAAAGACAUGUAAAUAUAUUGCGGUAUUUUUAGGAACAUUCAUACAACAUAACUUUUUAUGUA
This is a messenger RNA of Aegilops tauschii subsp. strangulata, 2673 nucleotides long. RefSeq lists its product as uncharacterized. The record is from RefSeq and is a predicted model, not a curated record. Lineage: Eukaryota; Viridiplantae; Streptophyta; Magnoliopsida; Poales; Poaceae.